GCUCUGCCGGCCCCUAACCCUCAGGAAAUUGAUCUUGAUCUGAUGAUCAACGUCCCCACACCGACUAUCAUUCAGGCUACUGGAACUCCCGAUCAGAUUGUUACAUACGACACCAAGGCCAUUCUUGCCUCUGCCACUGCUGCAUCCUCGAUCUCUGUCGACAUCACUGAUGUUGCUACCUCGACUCCUAGCAUCGUGAAGCGUGCAGCUUGCGGACCAGAGCCUUCUGGUUACGGACCUGUCACGACCAACCCCAAGGAUGAUGCUGCUUCCUUCGCUGCAAACCCUGUCUACGCAAAUGCCGCCAAUAGUGCUGCCGUUCCUUUUGGUUACGUGCAAACUUUCAAGAACUUGAAUGCCAGUAGCAGUGCCUAUGGCUAUAUGGGCUUCACCAAUCUGAAGGAGUACAACCCCCAGACUUGUGCUACUAAGUGCAAUGCCAUCAAGGGCUGCAUGGGUAUCAACAUCUACUUUGAAAGAGACCCCAAAAACACUCCCGACAAGACAGCCUGCCCCAACCCAGCCUCUCUGACCCAAAUCCGCUGCGUGUACUGGGGCGGGCCGGUUACAGCGGGCAACACAAACAACUAUGGUCGCAAGUGGGAGCAAUUCUCGGUUGUUUUUGCUGGCUCGAAUGGCUAUGUGAACCAGAACAUCGCCGCUCCCUCUGGCUACUCCGAUGCCACUUACCUCAACAACGCAGCUAUAAAUGCACCAUACGAUGCCCUAGGUUACAACACCUACAUGGGCGCCAAAGUCUUUGCUACCGGCCCUUUCAACGCCACUCUCUGUGCUGAAGCCUGUAACGCUCAAAACGUGUACAACAUCGCCAACCCCCCUGCCGAUGGCGCACCCGUCCAAACAUGCCAAUUCUUCAACACCUAUCUUCUCUUCCUCAACAACACGCAAGCAUUGGGCCAAUACUGCGCCAUGUACAGCAGUGCCUGGACCUCCAAAUACGCCGCCAAGGUCGAACAAUGGAGAGGCAACGACCGCUACACCGUACAAUUCAGUUAUUCCUUCAGCAACAUCACAAACCCGGGCACCACACCCAACAAGGCC
Messenger RNA from Aureobasidium pullulans EXF-150, 1062 nucleotides. RefSeq lists its product as uncharacterized. The annotation marks the transcript as partial. The record is from RefSeq and is a predicted model, not a curated record. The transcript is spliced from 2 exons. Lineage: Eukaryota; Fungi; Ascomycota; Dothideomycetes; Dothideales; Saccotheciaceae.